Molecule: messenger RNA, 3362 nt
Organism: Cryptomeria japonica (Japanese cedar)
Lineage: Eukaryota; Viridiplantae; Streptophyta; Pinopsida; Cupressales; Cupressaceae
Product: kinesin-like protein KIN-14C
Exons: 17
Coding region: 516-2819 (767 amino acids)
Biological process (GO): microtubule-based movement
Molecular function (GO): ATP binding; microtubule motor activity; microtubule binding
Source: RefSeq, a predicted model, not a curated record
UCGAGAAGCCUGACCUAUGGUUGGGUUAGAUUUGAAAGCGUGAGCAGACGAGGGGAGUCUAGAGGAGAAGAAUAGUUACCAUCCAGGGAGUGGCAGGUCAUCAGUUCGAAUCUCAGCUGGUCAAUAUUGAGAAGAAACGGCUGGUGAAAUCUUAGAUUGCAAGGCAGGGGCCCGCGGGCCGUAGAAAUUUGAAAAAUGAUGCAGUGAAAAAAUGGCAAAUCGGCAGAGGUCUUGAAGGCUAAGCUUAAUUAGCCGAGUGGGAGUAGAUUGAGCAUGAAAAGCAGCGCAAAGCUCAGCAAAAUAAUCGCAGCGAAGAGGAGUGCUUGCAAUGUGUGGUUGUUUAAGUACAUUUCUUAAAUCUUUGCGUUAGAAAGCCGUGAAGUUACUUUUCGCCGCCUACCUGUUGUUUUCGGGGCUCGGCGACUGCAGGCUGCAUCAUUGCUAAGGAGGAGAGUAAUGAGGAGAUCGUUCGCGACAAGGGGCGAAAGGUAGGGCGUGACUACAAUUCGUGUGCAAUGAUGAUGUCGGAUGCGAGGCAGGCGAGGAUUCGGCAGGCGCUGAGUAGCAGUAUGUGCAGCCUGGUGAAUGAAGAUAUUUCUGUUACCUCUUCCAGUGGACAUUUAGAGUUUGCAGCUCCUGUGGAGUUUUGUAAGGAAAAUAUCGACGCUCUUCUGAGUAUGAAAAUGAAAGGGAAAACUAAGUUCGAUCAUAAGGGAAAAUGCGAACAAAUGGCAGAGUACAUCAAGAAACUCCGUGCUUGCAUUCGCUGGUUUCAGGAACUGGAAGAAAAUAAUUUUACAGAGAAGGAGCAGCUGCAAAAGGAUCUGAUAACUGAGAAAACAGAGCGCAAAGAAAUAGAGGAUGGGAUGAAGGAAAAGGAAGAAGAGCUGCAAACGACCAUAAUUGAGUUUAGGGAAACAUGCUUUUCACUCCAAGAAAACCUUUCAAAAGCAGAGUGUGAGAGAGAGGCCAGCAUUCAAGCUCGGCAGAAAGAUCUAGAAGCUCGGAAAGUUGCAGAAAAAGCACAGGCAUGCUUGUCUGAAGAACGUGAUAAAGCUCGACAAGAGGCAUUUAGUGCAAGUCAGCAGGUUACAUCGCUUCAGGAUAUCAAUAAACGUUUACAAGAGUACAAUACUAGUUUGCAGCAAUAUAAUAGCAAGCUUCAAACUGAUGCUGCUACUUCUGCAGAGACCAUUUCCCGAAUGCAGAAAGAAAAAUCAACAAUGAUGGAAACUCUUAGCAGCUUGAGAGGUCACACUGCUGCGCUUCAGGACCAGCUUAGUGUAACUAAAGUUGCACUGCAGGAGGCUGAAAAGCAGAGAAAGGCAUUUUCAGAAGAGGUUGAAUGCCUCCGUGGGCAACUUCAACGCACAACAGAUGACAGGGACCAUCAUGUCACUCAAGUUCAGAUUCUGUCAGUUGAGGUGAAAAAGUAUAAAGAAUGUACUGGAAAAUCCACUGCAGAACUGGAGCAGCUCACAAACAAAACAACAUACUUGCAAGAGACUUUUUCUUCUCAGAGUGAACUAAUAAGCAGCUUGCAAUACCGGCUUGAAAUUGCAAACAAGAGGGCAGAGACUGCCGAGUCAUCAGCUUUGCAACAAAAAUCUCAGUUGGCAGAGCAGCAUCAAAAAAUAGAAGAGCUUCAAAGUCGCCUUUCUGAGGCUGAUAUUCAAAUUUUUGAAGGCGAGCUGCUACGAAGGAAGCUACAUAACACAAUAUUGGAACUCAAAGGCAAUAUAAGGGUUUUCUGCAGAGUGAGGCCCCUAUUGCCAGAUGAUGAAUGUACCAGUGAGUCUUUAGUUGUAGCAUAUCCUACAUCUACAGAACUACUUGGGCGGGGCAUUGAUCUGAUACAGAAUCCAGGGCAGAAGCAUACAUUUACUUUUGACAAGGUAUUUGGCCAUGAAUCCAAACAAGGGGAGGUUUUUGUGGAGAUUUCUCAGCUUGUUCAAAGUGCUCUGGAUGGAUACAAAGUUUGCAUUUUUGCUUAUGGACAAACUGGCUCUGGUAAAACAUAUACAAUGCUUGGUAAACCAGAUGCACCAGAGCACAAAGGAAUAAUACCAAGGUCACUAGAGCAGAUUUUCAAAACCAGCCAAGCACUUUCCUCACAAGGGUGGAGCUUCAGAAUGCAGGCAUCAAUGCUGGAGAUAUACAAUGAAACUAUACGGGAUCUUCUUGUUACCAGCAAAAAUGGCAGUUUAGAUGGAAUUCGUUCCGAGGCUAAACAAUACGUUAUUAGACAUGAUCAAAAUGGUAACAGUUUUGUUUCAGAUCUCACCAUUACAGAUGUCAACAACUGGAGUGAGGUUUCCUCCCUCCUUCACAAGGCUGCUCAGAGCAGGUCAGUGGGAAAGACAGCAAUGAAUGAGCAGUCUUCUCGAAGCCAUUGUGUGUUUACUUUGCGCAUCUCAGGAGUAAAUGAGAGCACAGAGCAACAGGUGCAUGGAGUUCUUAAUCUGAUUGACUUGGCUGGAAGUGAACGUCUUUCUCGUAGUUGUUCAACUGGAGAUCGUCUGAAAGAGACUCAGGCUAUUAAUAAGAGUUUGGCAUGUCUUGGAGAUGUGAUCCUUGCUAUCGCCAACAGGGAACAACAUGUGCCAUAUAGAAACUCAAAGCUUACAUAUCUACUUCAGCCUUGCCUAGGUGGGGAUUCAAAGACUUUGAUGUUUGUAAACAUAUCACCUGAUUCAAAGUCCUUGAAUGAAUCUCUUUGCUCAUUGCGAUUUGCUGCGAAGGUAAAUGCUUGUGAAAUUGGAAUACCCCGGCGGCAAACUCAUAUGCGUGCUUCAGAUGGUCGAUUUAGCUACAGCUGACACACACAUUUUAAGUUCUCAAGAAAAAGCUUUGCACCUGGUGUUGCUACCAGCUGCCAUGAGGGAGGGAUUCAAAUUCGUAGACAAUGCUCCUUGGACUUUAUUACAACAUAUCUAAAAGAAAAAAGAACAGGGUAGUUAUUCAUUUAUUUCUUUCCUGAUCUAUGUAAAUGCCAUUCUCAGUUGAAUAUCAGCUAACACGAGAUUAUGUCGUGGAGCUCUAGUCAACAGUCUUGGUUGACCAUUGCAGUGAAUCUGGCUUUCUUUAUGGUUUAGGAUAGAUUUUCAUACAGAAGGCUUGAUAUUGUUGUAUACAGGUAAUAGACAUGAGGUUCGCUCAUGUAUUUGUUUGUUCAAAGGGAAUUCAUUAACUAACAUCAUUGUAAGAAAUUACACGAAUUUGAGCUAUUGUAAGUUUUAUGGUAAUUAUUGGAGCAAGGGUUUCCCAAGAGCAGUCAUGUCGUAUGAGCAUCUUGAGUUGUAAAGAUGAACUGUAUAUAUUUCACUUUUUAAAAUAUCACAAUUCCUUUUAGGUUUUUGCUA